This is a messenger RNA of Sarcophilus harrisii (Tasmanian devil), 1457 nucleotides long. RefSeq names its product DNA methyltransferase 3 like (gene DNMT3L). Bases 1 to 1359 code for a protein of 452 amino acids. Lineage: Eukaryota; Metazoa; Chordata; Mammalia; Dasyuromorphia; Dasyuridae. The transcript is spliced from 13 exons. Gene Ontology annotation, molecular function: enzyme activator activity; DNA (cytosine-5-)-methyltransferase activity, acting on CpG substrates; DNA binding. Gene Ontology annotation, biological process: negative regulation of transcription by RNA polymerase II. The record is from RefSeq and is a predicted model, not a curated record. Gene Ontology annotation, cellular component: nucleus.
AUGGCCCACUCUCUCCUAGAAGUUCUAAGUGAUGUGCUCCUAAAAGAGUCAGAUAUGGGGGAGCAUUGGGAAGAGGAAGGGCAAGAUCAUCCCAAUGAAAUAGUUCUUCUCACAGUUGUGGUACUUGAUGAAGAAAGAAGCACUGAUGUGAUAUCUCUAGAUUCUAGUGAACAGUCGCUUUGCUCAUCACCAAGGCCCAGCAAAGAUCUUAUUGCAUAUGAAGUCAUGGUUAACCAGAGAAAUAUAGAAGAUGUUUGCAUAUGCUGUGGCGAUCUCCAGAUUCACACACAACAUCCCUUAUUUUAUGGAGGGAUGUGUAUUCCAUGUAAGGACAACUUCUUGGAGUCAUUCUUCUUAUAUGAAGAAGAUGGGUAUCAGUCUUUUUGUACAAUCUGCUGCUCAGGAAAGACACUACUUACAUGUGAAAACUCCAAUUGUAACAGAUGCUACUGUUUUGAAUGUGUUGAUGCCCUUGUAAAUCCUGGAAGUUCAGCAAAAUUUCAAGCAAUGAGCAACUGGAUAUGCUUCUUGUGUCUACCCUUGACAUCCGAAAAUGGAUUACUGAGGAAGAGGAGGAAAUGGCGGGAGAAUCUAAAGGAUUUCUAUAAUCAAGAAUCUCAGAGACCUCUGGAAAUGUAUGAAACUGUGCCUGCAUGGAAACGCAAACCAAUCCAAGUUCUGUCUCUUUUUGGUGAUAUUGAAGAAGAACUUGUCAAGUGUGGAUUUUUGGGAAACAUUCCUGGUAAUGGAAGACUGAAACAUCUGAAUGAUGUCUCAAAUGUAGUCAGGAAAGAUGUAGAAGAAUGGGGACCAUUUGACUUAAUAUAUGGUUCCACUCCUCCAAUUGGACAAAUCUCUGAACAUCCACCUGUUUUACAAACCCAUGAGAAAAAUAACUCAUAUCACUUCCUUCCCUUGGUAGAGACAGAGAUGAUAAACUAUGGAUGCAGAAUUUUGCACACUGUCAAAAAUGUAUGGUACUUUCUCCAGUAUUACCGAGUUUUACAGUAUGGGAAGCCCAAGAUGAACAGUGAACAGCCAUUUUUCUGGAUGUUUGUGGACAAUUUAGUCCUGACCAAAGAUGAUAGAGAAAUUGCUUCUCGAUUCUUUGAGACUGAUCCAGCGACCAUAUAUGAGGUGUGUGAUGAGAUGGUCAAGAAUGCAGUCCUUAUAUGGAGCAACAUACCAUGCAUUCAAAGCAAUAAUUCAACUUUGGCUUCAGAUUGGGAUUUGUCUCUACUAGCACAGAACAUUAAAAGAUUGAAUGUUUUUUCUCUGAGACCAGCUAGGCUUGUGAAUAAAUGUUUUAUUUCUCUGAGGGAAUAUUUUAAAUGUUUUUCUAAAGAUCACAUUUUUUAAUUUCAAAUGAGUCAUUUACCAUGAUGAAAAAGAUUAUUCCUUAAAACAUGUUUUCUAAUAUUAUAUUCUUUUGUAUAUAUUUUACCCUUGUUUUCUCA